AUGGCAUUUCGAACAGUAUCUAAAAAUUCCUCAAUUUUGAGACUAUUUGAUAAAGCCGGCACUGAAAGAUUUAACACAACUAGGAAAUUUGCAACCUUCAACUUUAUAGACGAUAAAAAAACAGCCGAAGAAACAGUAUAUUUUAAAAAACAAGAGGAGGAAAUUUUGGCUCGUAUGCUUGAAAAGGACCCUUCCCUGGACCCUCGCUACUCUGCUCCCUCUCACGAACUUGAACUCUUUAACGAUUUAGCACUAGCCUUGUCUAAGUUUGGAUUAACUGAUCCACCACUCGCCCUAAUGGAAGAGGUUGUACUAGUUUUUAAGAAUAACGGAUAUUCCAAAAAAUAA
Molecule: messenger RNA, 348 nt
Organism: Theileria annulata
Lineage: Eukaryota; Apicomplexa; Aconoidasida; Piroplasmida; Theileriidae
Exons: 3
Coding region: 1-348 (115 amino acids)
Source: RefSeq, a predicted model, not a curated record